AUGGGCUCCAGCUCCUCUUCUUAUGCACCCAGAACCAUUUACCUGGAUGUGGAUGGGAAGGUGCAAAAGGUGUUGUUCAGUCGCCACUGCAGUCCAUGUGACAUCAGGGAGCUUCUGUGUUCCUCUUCUAAAAUUCCCAGGAACACGGCCAUCAUGGUGGUAGAUCCAGAAGGUGCCAUGGUCUCCAUUGAUCCUACCAUGCCCCUCAACACUCCAAACUCUUUGUAUAAAGUUGUCCCCCUGUCUACUGCUCAGCUUGGAGAGAGAGAGGAAAUGUUUCAGAGCGUGUUUUCUCAGGUGGCUGAGCAGUUCACCAGAGCCUUUCAGAUCAAUGAGUUGAAAACUGAGGUCACCAGCAGGCUGCUGGUGUUGGAGAAGAGAGUGGAACUAGAGGGCCUGAAAGCGGUGGAGAUUGAGAAGUGUAAAAAUGACCUGAAGAGGCUACGAGAUGAGAUGGAUUCAAGAAGUGCCAGGGUAAACUGUCCAUGCAAAUAUAGUUUCUCAGAUGAUGGGAGGAAGCUCACUCCUAGAAGAGAUGUCCCCAGUUAUCCGAAGUACACACUGUCUCGGGAGACUAUUGAGGCACUGAAGAAGCCAACGUUUGACGUCUGGCACUGGGAGCACAAUGAGAUGCUGAGCUGUAUGGAGUACAUGUACCAUGACUUGGGCCUGGUCAAGGAAUUCAACAUGAACCCCAUCACACUCAAACGCUGGCUGCUGGCAAUACAGGAGAACUACCGUAACAACCCUUUCCACAACUUUCGUCACUGCUUCUGUGUUAGUCAAAUGAUGUAUGGCAUGAUUCACCUCUGCAACCUUAAGGGGAACCUGACUCUCACAGACAUAGGAAUUUUAAUGACAGCUGCAGUGUGUCAUGACCUGGACCACCCCGGCUACAACAACGCGUACCAAAUCAAUGCUCGCACGGAGCUGGCAGUCCGCUACAACGACAUCUCGCCUCUGGAGAACCAUCACUGCGCUGUAGCGUUCCAGAUCCUUUCUCUUCCUGAGUGCAACAUCUUUGCAAAUGUGGAUCCUGAAGCAUUCAAAGAGAUGCGACAGGCAAUCAUCACCCUUAUUCUGGCUACUGAUAUGGCCAAACAUGGAGACAUACUAGAGUCCUUCAAGCAUAAAGUGGACCACUUUGACUUUGCCAAUAACGAGCAUGUGUCAUGUCUGAAGAUGGUUUUAAUCAAGUGCUGUGAUAUUUCCAACGAGGUGAGGCCAGCUGAGGUCGCUGAGCCGUGGGUGGACUGUUUACUUGAAGAGUACUUCAUGCAGAGUGAUAGAGAGAAGUCUGAGGGCCUCCCGGUGGCUCCUUUCAUGGACAGAGAUAAAGUCACCAAACCCACAGCACAGAUCGGAUUCAUCAAGUUUGUGCUCAUCCCAAUGUUUGAGACGGUGAUGCGGCUUUUCCCUCAGAUAGAAGAGAUCAUGGUUCAACCUUUAAGAGACUCUCGAGAUCAUUAUGAGGAGCUCAAGCAGAUUGAUGAUGCCCUAUCAGAGGGGUCUUCUUUCAUGACAAAAUUUAGGAGACUCGAAAAAACGUGACUGAGGCCCCAGAGAAGACGUCCCGCGCUGCAUUCUGGGGACAGCUGGAGCAGGAGGGCAAGAUAAAAAAGAGAGUGCUCAAAUAUGCUGAACUAAAAUUAGGAAUGAUGGCGGCAGACCUUGAACUUUGACUUAAACCAUUGCACCGGAUGUUACAAGAAAGGACCUGCAGGUCUCCGUGUUUAUAUGGUGUUUAUGUUGAGCUCUCUGUACAUUUUUUUUUUCAUA
This is a messenger RNA of Cololabis saira (Pacific saury), 1779 nucleotides long. RefSeq names its product phosphodiesterase 9ac (gene pde9ac). Bases 1 to 1551 code for a protein of 516 amino acids. The transcript has 18 exons. Lineage: Eukaryota; Metazoa; Chordata; Actinopteri; Beloniformes; Belonidae. Gene Ontology annotation, biological process: cGMP catabolic process. Gene Ontology annotation, molecular function: 3',5'-cyclic-GMP phosphodiesterase activity. The record is from RefSeq and is a predicted model, not a curated record.